Messenger RNA from Lingula anatina, 1206 nucleotides. RefSeq lists its product as uncharacterized. Gene Ontology annotation, molecular function: hydrolase activity, hydrolyzing O-glycosyl compounds. Gene Ontology annotation, biological process: carbohydrate metabolic process. Lineage: Eukaryota; Metazoa; Brachiopoda; Lingulata; Lingulida; Lingulidae. The record is from RefSeq and is a predicted model, not a curated record.
AAAUGUCGGCCACCUGAAACACAGCAUUAUAUCAUGUCACAACAGAAACACAGAAAACGUGACAGACGUGUGCGUUCCCUAGCCUAUGGCUGAUGUAACAGACGGUCUAGAUAAUGACUCUGAGAUAAAGUGACAACAUUCAUAUGCUGCAUUAACGGUGGUUGAUGUUAAGACCAAGCAGGUUAGGUAGGGUUAGACGCAUCGGAGAAAGAACAUGGAUCCACGCCUCCUGUUUAUAUGGACUGUAGCUGUGCUGGCUGGAUCGCUCUGUGGACAAGAGGUGUUCAAGAAUAACGGGAUCGAAAGUGAUAAUUUCGCCAAUAAUUGGCGAUGUCGACAGUGUGUAUUGGAACAAUCUCCCAUCAAACACACUGGAAAGUUCAGUGGAAAAGUUACUAAAAGGCGGCACGACUACUCCGGGCCAACUCAGUCCAUCAGUCUUACCAAGGGGGCUUUUUAUGAGAUAACAUCCUUUGUGAAGUUGUUGAACGACAAGCCGGGCGAGGUCCACACCAGGAUAUCAGCCACUCUCCACGUGAGGUAUUCGGACGGCACGCAAGAAUGGAAGAAAGUGGCCGUAGGUUCUUAUAUGAGGUCCACAGAUGACUGGAAAGAAGUUGGAGGGUCUUUUAGAGCACCUGAAAAAGAUUUUAAACUGGCCGAAAUUACAUUUUCGGAUCCGGAUCCGUCAGUGUCUUUUCUCCUUGACAGCGCAUCUCUGCAGCGGAUCCCAGAACUGACUGGCAACUGGAAAAUCAAUGCACUUCAAAGAAUUGAACAAAUCCGGAAGGCAGAUUUAUCUAUCGAUUUAUCUGUAGGGGAUGAGUAUGGCCUGAAUGACAUAGAAGUGGAGGUAACGCAAAUCAGAAGUGAGUUCGCAAUGGGGGGCACUGUCCGUGCGGACGCCAUUGUUGCUGCAAGCGAAAGGAAAUUUCACAAGUUUGUCGAAGAAACCUUUGAAUGGACUACAAUAGCUAAUGCAUUAAAAUGGAGGAUGAUGCAGAGGAACCAAUAUCCAAUUAACUCUGAGAGACCAAAACUUGCCAUCGAAGAACUGUUGUCCCUUGGCAAAAAGAUCAGAGGACAUAACGUUGUCUGGGGUGUGGAGCAAUUUAUUCCCACGUGGGUAAAGACGUUAUCAAAAGAAGAAAUCAAGGGGGCGCUUGAUACGAGAAUCAAGGGUGUUAUCAACACAUUUAAAGGAAA